Messenger RNA from Neoarthrinium moseri, 2685 nucleotides. RefSeq lists its product as uncharacterized. Gene Ontology annotation, molecular function: voltage-gated chloride channel activity. The coding region runs from base 1 to 2685 and encodes 894 amino acids. NCBI's taxonomy places the organism in Eukaryota, Fungi, Ascomycota, Sordariomycetes, Amphisphaeriales, Apiosporaceae. Gene Ontology annotation, biological process: chloride transport; transmembrane transport. The transcript has 3 exons. Gene Ontology annotation, cellular component: early endosome; Golgi apparatus; membrane. The record is from RefSeq and is a predicted model, not a curated record.
AUGGCGAGAGACUCGACACCCGCCGCCGACACCGACGCCGAUGCGGAAGCACACGAUCCCAUGACGGCGUCCUACCUGUCCGUUGCUUCUCAGCAGAGCGCGGGCCCCCCUUCACCCACAUACACGCGCCGAAGCCGUAUGAGGUCGAGAAGACCGUCGCUCUCCGACCAUACACCCGACGAGCGCACUUCUCUGUUACGACCUUCGAGGUCGCACAUUCGCAUUCAAAGUCCAAAUGGGUCUGUGACGCCCAAGAGCCCGCGCCUUUCAAGGCACCAGAGCUAUGCAGGAGUUGCGUUGAACCCAAAACACCAUAACAGAGGUGGAUCCUGGGGCCAGCGUUUAAUUCAGGCUAUCGGAGACCGACAGGAGUCCCUGGCCGAGUCCAAAGGCUCCAUCUUCGCCGACGAGCGUGUGUGGUACGAUCAGUUCACCUCAACCGACUGGGUUCACGAUAGCAUAGCGGAUGCGUACAGGGUGAAAGCACUGCGAUCCAGGAAGGGAUUCUGGGGCAAAGCCAUCGUGCUUUUCGAUGGCGCUCAGGGCUGGAUACUUAGUGCUGUGGUGGGCUUUCUGGUAGCAGUACUUGCCUACUGCGUCAACGUGGCCGAGACCACCAUGUUCGAUUUCAAAGAUGGCUAUUGUGCUAAGGCAUGGUACCUUAGAGAGAAGCGAUGCUGUCCGCAUGGCCCGUGUACUGAUUGGCGAAACUGGUCCGAAGUCUUCGGCGGUCGUAUCUUCGGAGAGAAGUGGACCGAGUUUGCUAUCUACCUUGUGGCUGUGGUCAUGCUCUCGGUAUUGUCCUGUCUUUUGACCUUGACAACAAAGACUGUGGUUCCCUCGGCAUAUCGAAUGACCACGCUGGAUGAGAACUUCGCAGCAGAACAUGUGAGCCCAUUGGAGGAUGAAGAUAACGAAGAUGAGGCUGUCAGCCCCAGACAGCCACCGCAGGAGCCAGAAGCUGCCCCCAUGGUAUACUACUCCGCUGCUGGAAGUGGUGUUGCCGAGGUGCGAGUGAUUCUCAGCGGCUUCGUCCUCCACGGGUUUCUCGGUUUCAAAACACUAGUCGUGAAGUCAGCAGGUCUGAUCCUGAGUGUGGCUUCAGGUUUGAGUCUCGGCAAAGAGGGACCGUACGUUCAUAUCGCCACUUGUAUCGGCAACAUCGCUUGUCGAUUAUUCGCCAAGUACGACCAGAACGACGCCAAGAGGCGUGAGGUUCUGUCCGCUGCCGCUGCCGCUGGUGUUGUCGUCGCUUUCGGUGCUCCUCUCGGUGGCGUCCUGUUCGGGUUGGAGGAGGUUGCUUAUUUCUUCCCAGCGAAGACGCUGUUUCGGACUUUCUUCUGCUGUAUCACCGCCGCUCUUUCCCUGAAGUUCUUGAACCCCUACGGAACGCACAAGAUCGUCAUGUUUGAGGUUCGCUACAAGGUCGACUGGGAAUACUUCGAGCUUGGCAGUUUUAUUCUCUGCGGCAUUCUCGGCGGUGCUGCUGGUGCCUUAUUCAUAAAAGCGUCGAGAAAAUGGGCUGUCACCUUCCGAAAGAUCCCGACCAUCAAAAAAUACCCCAUGGUUGAAGUUAUUAUGGUGGCCUUGAUCACGGCGCUUAUCGGCUAUUGGAACCCAUUGACGAAACUGCCGGUGGCAAAGCUUCUCCUGAAUCUAGCGGCACCAUGCGAUGACGAAUCAAGAGACCCGUUGGGACUCUGUCCUGAUGAUAUCAAUGAAAUACCUGGAAUCAUGCGAACACUGCUAGCUGCGUUUGUGAUCAAGGGGUUUCUGACCAUUAUCACUUUUGGCAUCAAAGUCCCAGCAGGAAUUUACGUGCCAUCCAUGGUUGUUGGUGGUCUGAUGGGCAGAAUUAUCGGGCAUGCAGUACAGUGGGUUGUCUUACGCUUCCCAUCUUGGGGUAUAUGGGGUACGUGCCCAGUGUUUGCCGAAGCAACUUGUGUCCAACCAGGUGUCUAUGGUCUCAUCGCUGCCGGAUCCACCAUGUGUGGUGUGACGAGGUUGUCCGUUACUCUGGCCGUCAUUCUCUUUGAACUUACCGGAAGUCUCGAUUACGUCCUGCCGUUCUCCCUAGCAAUCCUCGUUGCAAAGUGGACAGCGGACGCGAUGGAGCCGUUGAGUAUUUACGACCUGUUGACCGAGAUGAACUCCUACCCCUUCCUGAACAACAAGCACAAGCCAAUUUUCACGUCCGACCUGGCAGAUAUCGUUCCUCGAGUGCGUCGCGAGCGCAUCAUUGACAUUACAAAUUCACCUCUUGUUCCGGCCCUAAGCCUAAGGACGAAACUCGAGCUCCUCCACAGGGCUGGCGAGCUAGAUGGUGGCCUGCCUAUCUUGCGGGACGGCGUGCUCGUUGGGCUGAUCCCCGCACCGGAUUUGGAAUAUGCGCUCGAUAGUCUCGACGACGAGGGAUCCUCCCUCUGUUUGAUGGCUCAUGUGCCGUCAAUCGAUGACGAUGAUGGUGAUGCGGUUCGUGACCCAACGGACUUCACCCCUUACAUCGACCCUGCCCCUGUUGCUCUUGACAUACGGUCACCGAUGGACCUUGUAUAUGAGUGCUUCGUCAAGCUUGGCCUUCGGUACAUAUGCGUCCUAAAGGAUGGACGGUACGCUGGCAUGACACAUAAGAAGCGCUUCGUGAAAUAUAUGCGUGAACUUGAGGAGAAGGAGCAUGCGAAAUAA